GCGGUAGAAAACAUGGAGGCUGCGAGCUUUCAGCCCCAUCCCGGACUUCAGCAAACUCUGAAGCAGUUCCAUUUGAGCUCCAUGCGUUCGCUCGGCGGACCGGCGGCGUUCUCGGCCCGGUGGCACCAGGACAUCCUGUUCGGCAAGGAUGGCAAACCCGCCGAGGUGAUGCUGAAUCUGCCGGCGCAGACCCCGCCGGUGAUGUCCGGCCCGCUCUUCAUCCCGUCCGACCGCUCGACGGAGCGGUGCGAGACGGUGCUGGAGCGGGAGCCCAUCUCCUGCUUCGUGGUCGGCGGGGAGAAGCGCCUGUGUCUGCCGCAGAUCCUCAACAGCGUGCUACGGGACUUCUCCCUCCAGCAGAUCAACUCCGUGUGCGACGACCUGCACAUCUACUGCUCCCGGUGCACCGCGGACCAGCUGGAGAUCCUCAAAGUGGUGGGCAUCCUCCCCUUCUCCGCCCCGUCCUGCGGGCUCAUCACCCAGACGGAUGCUGAGCGCCUCUGCAACGCGCUCAUCUACGGCGGCGCCUACCCGCCACACUGCAACAAGGAGCUGGCGGCCGGCUCGCUGGAGUUGGAGAGGACGGAGAAGAGCUUCAAAGUGUACCACGAGUGUUUCGGCCGCUGCAAGGGCUUGUUCGUGCCGGAGCUGUACUCCGGCCCCGGCGCCGCCUGCAUCCAGUGCAUGGACUGCAGACUCAUGUACCCGCCUCACAAGUUUGUGGUCCACAGUCACAAGAGGCUGGAGAACCGGACAGUUCACUGGGGCUUCGACUCCGCUAACUGGCGGGCCUACGUGCUCCUAGACCCGGACUACACCGGCAAGGAGGAGAAGAGUCACUGGGAGAAGCUGCUCAAAGAAAUAAAAGGGAAAUUUGAUAUGACGAACAAGACCGGUAAACCCUGCAGAUCCCCGAGUCCAGUCCCGGCCAAGAAGUCCAAAUUGGACAAAUUGCACUCCCUGUCAGCUGAUAACGAUAACCAACCCGAUUGGUUCCAAUCCUUGUCAAAGUCUGCAAACAAGGACAUGAAACAAGUCCAGCUGAAACAGAGACCCUCAGCAUUUCGACCCUGGUCUCCCAGAACUCCGUCUGCAGAAAAGGAGAAGCCCGCCACUCAGAAUGAGGCUGAAAGGUCCGCCUCAAAGUCGCAAGAGAAAUCGCUGGUUCCCAAUCUGACGCUUACUCCCCUUGCCUACCACAGAGAAGAGCGCUCCUCGCUGGCUCAUCCUAGAGAGAGCCAUGCCCCAGGCAGGGGGCCCACAGCCAGCUCCAGACCACCACAGGGAUUACAUAAUGGAGAAUCACAAAUGGCACCAAAGCCUGCCCUUCCCAACAUAGCCAACGGUGUUGGCGACAUGGACACAGAUGGGGAGAUUGAUGUGGAUGACUGUGACGACUACCCAGUGCCAGCAUCCGCUCUGGCAUCGCCUCCCUCAGCCUGCCCCAGUGUAUGCCAGCCCCUGACCCCUCAGAGCGGUGCCAGGCCUCAGGAGGGACCUGCCUGGGUGUCGGGGAUGCCCUGCCCGGAGCUGGACUCCCUGAGGCAAAUGCUUUAUGGAGGCUUGGACACCAAAGAGGCCAGGGAAAAGCUCCUGCAGGAGAUAGUCCGGAUGAGGGUGAAGCAGGAGGAGAAGCUGGCAACAGCACUGCAAGCUAAACGUGGCCUUCAGCAGGAGUUGGAGUUUGUGAGGGUAGCCAAGAAAGGCCGUCUCCGCGAGGCCAUUGAAGCCAAGCGCAACCUGCGAAAGGAGAUUGAGCGCCUUCGCAUGGAUUGGGAGAGGAAGAUGAGGGAGGCAGAGGAAUCGUGCGGGCGACUGAAGAGGGAGUUGGACAGGGAGAGGCAGCUACGGGUUUGCGACAAAGGCUGCGAGGCUGAGCGUCUUCGGGCGAAGUACUCCACACAGAUUGAGGAACUGCAUGUGCAGCUGCAGCAAGCAGAGGCCGACCGGGAACAGCUGAGGCUGGAGCUCCAGCAGGAGAGGGAGGCCCGGAAGAGCCUGGAGAGCGUUGUCAGAGACCUGCAAACCCAGCUGGCCCAGCAGGCGAACAGCGGCCCUCCUAUAGACUCCCAGAACACAAAAACUGACACACACGGACAGAUCACACAACACACCAAUGGAUCCUAAUCUUGCACAUUCAAAAACUGGAGUAAGAGACUGGACAGUAAAAGAGCGCGGCUAAGGACUUUGUUGCACCUCUUGUUCGGGAAAGAAAUUGAGUGAAACGCUAUUUGCAAAGUCGGUUUUCGUUUGUUUGUUUGUUUGUUUUUUCCUAAAAGAAAUAGAAAUUGUCAUUGAUGUGAUAAGAAUUGACAUUGUGAUAAUAUAUGAAUUUUAUGAAAUGAACUGGAAAGUAGCAUGAUGUGUGAGCAUGUUGUAGAGCGUGAAAAGGUUUCUACCGUGAUGAGUGCACCUCUCAGAGCCCUCAGUUAGAUAGAUACCUGACGCUGUUCAAGGAUUUUAUUUUGGUAUAAGCUAUUCUAAGAUGUGCAAAUAUAGCCACAUAACAUUACUUGAAUACGAAAGAAAGAGAACAGGUUGUGCUUGGCGAAACAUAAAAAGACAGUAGACGAUGAGCCUCUUGCCGGUGCCACGGAGCGUGGGCACACUCAAAGGUGUCAUUGCAAACCACUGGAAACAAGGGACACCAGUUUACCACUAUUUACUUUUAAUAUCAGCUUGCUUUCUAUAACUGUUUUGCAGAUGUACUUUUUAAGAAAUGUUGCUUGCGCAGCACCGCUAUCCCACAGGCGAGGCCCUCAUAUGAAAGCAUCCAUAUACGAACAUGUACGCAUGUAUACCAACUUCUUUAACUUUUUUAUUUUCUCAAGUAUCGGAGAUUGGGUGGCCUGCCUUCAGGUCCGCCGUCGUUUUAUUAUCAUUGUUAGAUAUUUUACGGAAGUGUUACUUUUAAAUGCUCUGACACAACUUGUUUUGUUGGUUCAGCAUUGUGUUUUCUGAUACUCUUUUUUUUGCAACCGAACCAUGUUACAAAUAACAAAUGUUCCUGCCCUUAUUAGUGAGCUGUGCAGACGAGUCCGACAUCGCCCUGUUGAAAAUGAAGAAAAACAGAAAAAAAAAAUAAGAAAGAAAAGAAAACAACAUUGAUAGCUGUCUUGUUUUUUGGUACUUCUGAUUUUCUAUUGAGUAUUGUAAAUUAAUUUAUAUUCUAUAUGAAUUUGCUGCCUCUCAACAUUUAGCAUUUGUUUUAGUCACUGGUUUUAGGGCUCUUAAAUCAACAUAUGCUGUUUAUAUGAACAACAUUUCUACAUAUAUACAAAAUAUGGAUAUAUUUUUUUACUUUAAGAAAAAUGAAUUGCACUUUUUAAAAAAAAAGAAAGAAAAGAAAAUUGCAUCGUGCAUUUUACUCCCUAUUACGUUUUUCAAGUCCCCAGUGAACAUGAACCUGGGAGUUUUAACACGCUCCCCCAGUGUACUCUGGUGUAAAUACAAUGAUGUUGUACAUAAGAUAUCUGUUGGUAUGUUUGCUUGCUUUCAGACCUAAACUGAUUACUGAUCUUAUUUUUUGCUCUUACUUGAAACCAAAAAGAAACUAUAUUUGGAUUUGCAAUAUUGACGUUUCGCUGAUGUGCCCUGCGGUAUCGUUGCAAUCACAGGGCAUUUAGCAGAGAGGAUGGAGGACCGGUCUGUGUGCACGAGGACAACCACACAAACGUUUGUCAUCACCUCCGCCCAUCUGUUUUGUUUUGUAUUACUGACACUCUAACAGAACAUUACACCUUUUACCUUUAUUUGGUUAUGUGACAUGAUCUCCAAUGUUAAUGGAUUAUACUACAACCGCAGACCAAAAACGUGAAAAAUGAAAUUAAAAUCUCCGUUUCUGUUCCCUCAUCAGGCCUCAUGAUUAAAAGUCCAUAGUGAGAUAGAAUAAAAACAGAUACUUUCCAUGGUUUAAACCUUAGGUGCUCUCAUAUAUAGUAUUAGACAAAAAUCACUUUUAUGUCUUAUCUUCAUUAUACCCCUGAAUAUUGGGUACAAUGUAAUAGCAGUAUGCUUUGUGUUAGCCGAUGCUGUUGUAGUUUUGGUUUGGCAGUGGGGUUUCAUUUUGCCGCUUAUUUCAAUGUUUUCUUUUUCCUUCGGAGAAAUUGUAUAAUCCCCAUUAA
This is a messenger RNA of Lampris incognitus (smalleye Pacific opah), 4124 nucleotides long. It is a transcript of the gene skib, whose product is annotated as v-ski avian sarcoma viral oncogene homolog b. Gene Ontology annotation, biological process: negative regulation of BMP signaling pathway. Lineage: Eukaryota; Metazoa; Chordata; Actinopteri; Lampriformes; Lampridae. Gene Ontology annotation, molecular function: DNA-binding transcription factor activity, RNA polymerase II-specific; SMAD binding; RNA polymerase II cis-regulatory region sequence-specific DNA binding. The record is from RefSeq and is a predicted model, not a curated record. Gene Ontology annotation, cellular component: nucleus. The coding region runs from base 13 to 2127 and encodes 704 amino acids. The transcript is spliced from 7 exons.